AUGAGAUCCAGGAUUCCAGGAUUCCGAAUCCCUCUUCAGGCGAAAGCUGUUGCUCUGGCGACAGGCACCGCUGAUGUGCCCCGACGGCUCAACAUUACUGGAGAAGACUUGGACUUUGUCACGCACCGACCACCCAUCCACAACCAGGCGCUAAUGGCCAGGAUCGGGCAUUUGCUUGUAGUAGGUGCAGGUCUUAGUGCGGCGGAUGCAAUCCUGCAUGCCUUGGGCUUGAGAGCUGACGGCAUCAAUGUCCGCGUCACUCAUGUGUUUCGUGGAAAAGCUGAAGACACAAAGAUCGGAAAAAUGUUUGGCGACAGCCACGGGGCCUCCAUGUACCGCGACGAAGAAUGGCUGGCGCAGCUAAUGCGACAAAAAGCCUCCGACCCGCGCUACACCGCCAAGGCCGAAUCUGAUCUACAAGAGAUUCUGGAGGAUGGCUCGUGCGUGAUCAAGAGGAAGGAAGGCGAAGAAACUAUUUCAGAGGUUUCUGUGGUGGCACUUCUUUUGGGCGCUGGUCCCUCCUUGCAUUUUCUUCCACCUUCGCUACGACGAGCACAGCGCUUGCAGCCGUACGUCCCAUUGACACGCACGGUGCCGGGGGAGAUGGGAAAGGGAUGGAAGGAGGGAUUGUAA
Durusdinium trenchii is the source of this 633-nucleotide messenger RNA. The record is from the annotation of a GenBank genome assembly. Lineage: Eukaryota; Dinophyceae; Suessiales; Symbiodiniaceae.